Messenger RNA from Halteromyces radiatus, 633 nucleotides. RefSeq lists its product as uncharacterized. Lineage: Eukaryota; Fungi; Mucoromycota; Mucoromycetes; Mucorales; Cunninghamellaceae. Bases 51 to 611 code for a protein of 186 amino acids. The transcript has a single exon. The record is from RefSeq and is a predicted model, not a curated record.
CUUUUUUCAUUAUUUCAUAUUAAAAAACAGUUUUUUUUUUUAUAUACAUCAUGGUUGUUCUUCCACCUUUAUUAUGCCCAACAAAAGCCAUGAUGAUGAGUCCAUCUACUGAAAAGCUACCUUCAUUGAAAUCAGUGUGUCAAGGUUGGGAGAAACAAGAAAUCAUUCAUCCUACAGUGGCUCGUCAUCAUCAUCGUGCAGUUUCCUUGCCAACCACUUUGCCUAGUAAUCCUCCUCCAUUUGCUGCCAAAAAACAAGAUGACCGUUUAUCUAUGGAAGUCUUAUUGAAAGCCAUUGCUUUGGAUCAAGAGAUGACUGAUGUAUACAAAAAAGAACGUGUCAAAAGUUUUGUUCGUGAACAACAAUGGUUACACAAGACACAACCCACGUCUUCUUUUAAACAUCAUCAUCAAAAAGAAUUACUUAGGCGAAGAUCAAGAUCAGCUCCAGGUGCUCCUAUGGCUCAUUAUUAUCAUCAUAUCGCGUUGAAUGCUACUCGUUGGUAUCUUCCCAAUCAUGGAGAUCUUCAUCCAUCUCAACGUGAUUCGUAUGAUAUUGCUCAUGCUAUUGUUCAACAACAUUUAAAAUCUGCUACUAACUAUAGAAAGUGAUUGAUUCUUUUUUUUUUUUUUU